Messenger RNA from Malaclemys terrapin pileata, 4455 nucleotides. It is a transcript of the gene FHIP2A, whose product is annotated as FHF complex subunit HOOK interacting protein 2A. The coding region runs from base 38 to 2314 and encodes 758 amino acids. Lineage: Eukaryota; Metazoa; Chordata; Testudines; Emydidae. The record is from RefSeq and is a predicted model, not a curated record. The transcript has 17 exons.
AUCCUCCCGGCAGCGGCUGCUCCAGUCCAGGGACAGGAUGUUCUCCAAGCUCACCUCCAUCCUGCAGCAUGCCGUGGAGGCGCUUGCGCCAUCCCUUCCGUUACAAGAAGAUUUUGUUUACCACUGGAAAGCAAUUACUCAUUAUUACAUAGAGACCUCCGAUGACAAAGCUCCUGUGACUGAUACCAACAUUCCUUCUCACCUGGAGCAGAUGUUGGAUAUUCUAGUUCAAGAAGAAAAUGAGAGGGAAUCGGGAGAGACAGGGCCUUGUAUGGAAUAUUUGCUUCAUCACAAGAUCUUGGAGACAUUGUACACACUAGGGAAAGCUGAUUGUCCUCCAGGAAUGAAACAGCAAGUUUUGACUUUCUAUACCAAACUUCUAGGAAGAAUACGACAACCUCUUCUCCCACAUAUAAAUGUAUAUAAACCAGUGCAGAAAUUAAUCAGACUUUGUGGUGAAGUUCUAACAGCACCAACAGAAAAUGAAGAAAUUCAGUUUCUCUGCAUAGUAUGUGCAAAGCUGAAACAGGAUCCAUACCUGGUCAACUUCUUUCUUGAGAACAAGUUAAAAGUAUUGGCUUCCAAAGGAUCAGCAAGUGUAAUCACAGAAGACAUGCUAAAAGGCCAAGAUUCAUUGAUGACAGACACAGGACAGUCCAUUCAACCUGAAGAAAUAUCUAAUGCUGCUGGAGCAGAGCACAUAGAGAAGGAAGAUGAUCUAUCCAUGAGUCUAGAUGAACUAAAUGUCACUUCAUCACCUGAGGCCUCAGCUGUUCGUCUAAACCAAGACUAUAAUUUAGUGAAUUCUUUGCUAAAUCUCACAAAAAGCCCAGAUGGUCGAGUAGCAGUAAAGGCAUGUGAAGGCCUCAUGCUCUUAGUAAGUUUGCCAGAGCCAGCAGCAGCCAAGUGCUUGACUCAGAGCACUUGCUUAUGUGAAUUGCUGACGGACAGGCUCACCACACUCUACAAAGCCCUGCCUCCAUCCGUGGAUCCAUUAGAUAUUGAAUCGGUUGAAGCAAUUAACUGGGGUUUGGAUUCAUAUAGCCACAAAGAAGAUGCAUCUGCUUUUCCAGGGAAAAGAGCCUUGAUUUCAUUUCUCUCCUGGUUUGACUACUGUGAUCAACUCAUUAAAGAAGCACAAAAGACUACUGCUGUUGCUAUGGCAAGAUCUGUACGGGAACGAUUUUUUGUUGGUGUCAUGGAACCCCAGCUGAUGCAAACUUCAGAGAUUGGGAUCCUUACAUCAACUGCACUGUUGCAUCGUAUUGUCCGUCAAGUCACUUCAGAUGUGUUGCUGCAAGAAAUGGUUGGCUUUAUACUUGGAGGACACAGAGAGCCAGAAACCAUGACAGACAUCAACAGACAUCCACUGCGACACAGGUUAAUCGAGCACUGUGAUCAUAUUUCUGAUGAGAUCAGCAUAAUGACUUUAAGAAUGUUUGAGCAUCUUUUACAAAAACCUAAUGAGCACAUUCUUUACAACUUGGUUCUAAGAAAUUUAGAAGAAAGAAACUACACAGAAUAUAAACCACCCUGUCAGGAAGAUAAAGAUGUGGUAGAGAAUGGACAGAUAGCAGGAGCAGUAGACCUGGAAGAAGAUCCAUUGUUUGCUGAUCUUUCUCCGGAUAACACGUUGUCGAAUCAAGAGUGGCUAAGUGCUUCUCCUCCCAUCAGCCCAGAACAUAUAAAAAACGAUGGGAAGACUGAAGUUCAUAAAAUUGUAAAUAGCUUUCUCUGUCUAGUACCUGAAGAAGCCAAAUCAUCAUACCAUGUAGAGGGCACAGGUUAUGAUACCUAUCUCAGAGAUGCCCACAGACAAUUCCGGGAUUAUUGUGCAAUCUGCUUACGAUGGGAAUGGCCGGGGUCACCCAAAUCUUUGGAAAAGUGCAAUUUAGAAGCAUCGUUUUUUGAAGGACAUUUCUUGAAAAUUCUGUUUGACAGAAUGGGCAGGAUUCUUGAUCAGCCAUACGAUGUAAAUUUACAAGUUACAUCAGUGUUGUCCAAACUCUCCCUGUUUCCCCAUCCACACAUCCACGAAUACCUUUUGGAUCCCUAUGUAAAUCUGGCUUCAGGCUGUCGAUCUCUCUUUUCCGUUAUUGUCAGGGUUGUUGGAGAUCUUAUGGUGAGAAUACAGCGCAUACCGGAUUUCACUCCCAAACUUCUGCUGGUCAGAAAGCGUCUGCUUGGAUUGGAGCCUGAAGGGCCCAUUAUUGACCACAUGACGUUGCUGGAGGGCGUGAUUGUACUGGAAGAGUUCUGUAAAGAGCUAGCAGCGAUUGCUUUUGUGAAAUACCAUGCCUCAUCUACACCCUAAGCAGCCACUUGAAGUGACUGGGCUACAAAAUCGAGUGUGUUUCAGUUAAAAAAGACUAUUGACUCGACCAGACAAGAAGAGAGAGAGUCUCUUAACAAAGGGUUGAUAUAAUUUGACAGUUGUUAUGGAUGGCAGUGGAGGGUGAGUUCUUGGCCACUGUUCAUGAUUUCUUGGCACUCGCUGCACUCUGAUGGAAAUGUAAUCAAAUGGACAUUGAACCCAGGAUGCAAUCAAAGGGACUUCAGGGCAGACAAAACAUAACAUUUCCGGUCACUGUUUGAAGAGCUGAAAAAAAUGUCUGAAGAGCCCCAAACUUCAGAACUUUGAUUACCAGGCCAUUGUUUUAACAACAUUUUAGGUGGUAAGGAUUUUUUAUAUGCUCUGGGGCUCAUAUACUUAAAUUGUCUUUUGUGAUCACUAUUGCUUUUUAGAAUAUCAAACUAUUUCUCUAAUGUUUUCAUGUCAUAAGUUUUUUCUCUUCAGUUGAAAAUAUGAAAGGAAAAGAGUAAAGCAGCAUGUGUAGAUACAAGUGAUACCAUCUAAAACAUUGGAGAGAGGAUGAAAAGUUCUGCUAAUGCAUAUGUAGUAUGAUAUGAUCCAUGUGGGAUGAAUUCUACUUUUGUGAAUCUUCUUAUAUUGUAAUGAAUUCUGGGCUGGUGAAUUCUGAUUCAUCACUGGGUUAUUCCAGUUUUAGAUUGAUGUAAUUCCUUAUAUUAAUGAAAUUAUACAUGGUGAAUCAGGGCCUGUAUGUAGACAACGAUCAUAUCCUAAGUAUGCAUGUUUCUAGUGCUGUGCUCUUUGUCUUUCCAAAUGAUUUCUCCUGAGUUCAGCUGUGUAACUAGACUUGCCUUAGAUUUUUGUAUGUGAGCUCCAGUUUGUUUGAUCCAUGUCAGUUUUACAAGGAUGCUAUUAUACAGGUCAUUAAUAGUAGUUGCUAAAACCAGUAUUUUUUAAAAUGCUAUUUAACAUUGGUUUAAGAAUAUUUUGUGCCUUGAAAAUUGGCAGUGUAAAUGUUCUGUUAUUUUUAAAAUGUUUUAUUGCUUGUCUGAACGUAACCAUAGUGUCCAGACGAAAGAGUGACUGAUACUGUUUUGGGCAGCAGUAAAAGGGAUGAUACAAUAUUUAGGACCAAAAUUCUCCACUGGUUUUCACAAUACUGGGAUGCAAAGAUGUUUCCCCAGUGUAUUCUUUGCAACAUGAAUUCUACCGGCCGGAGCAGGAAUUUCCAUUGCAGGCCAAGGAUACGCUAGCAUCCUUUGCUACUGUUCCUCCUGAAUGACUGCAGCUAGCAGUUGCUGCUGACAUCGGCAUUGAAGCGCUAGCAGGCUGGAAGGGCAGGAUGUGCUCCUUAACCUUCAUAUCACUCUUGGUGAUCUCUGGAGAGAGACCUGCCUGCCUGGUUACACAGGAGAAUACCUUCCUGUUGACACAUAGCACAGACAGACCAAGCAGGAUUGAGCCCUUAAUGUUCAUAUUCCAUUUCUUUGUCUUUUUUAAUAUCCGGUUGGACAGUGAGUGUCAGUUUCUGAUCUCAUUUCAGUGUAAAUCUGGACUAAUUUAAUCAGUCAGUAGCAUUCCUCCUGAUUUCCAUGAGCGUAACUGGGAUCAGAAUCUGGCUCUCCAUGAUUUUGAUGUCUGUUUGUUUUUUACAUUUAUGGAAUCUGGAUUUUGAAAAACUCCUGAAGUUACCAGGUGGCUUGUCCAACAAAAUUGAACAUUCUCACAGUUAAUGGGCUAAAUUCCCCACUUAUUCACAGCAUAAACUCCAGUUGAGGGUCCUGCUGGUGAACAUGACAGGGUUACAGGCAGAUAGAAAUGUGGAGUACCACUCCAAAAGAGAAAAAGCAUUGCCCAAAAGUGGCUGUGACCAAGGAGUAAGAUGAUUCAGUAGCUCCCUACAGGUCCUCCCAUCAACGGAACUCUGGCACUUCAGCUAGAAUGAAAGAUGUUCUCAAGAGCGGGUAGCGGCAGGAACCUGGGACUUAACAGCCAUAUGCACCAGCUUUGCUGAAUGUGGCCCAAUGUUUUCACACCAAAAUAGCUUAGUAAAAUAGAAUUUAAGAAGGGGUACUUUCUCUUCAUUCCCAUUCUUUACAUGGGUAUUUGGAAAGUAGCAAGUGAUCCCCCCCCCCCCCCCCCCC